AUGGUAGCACCAGAAGACAUUACUGUUGAAAUAAUAAAACAAUUAAUUAAAAGUCCUGAUCAACUUCCUCAUAAAUCUUACUUGGCAAAUUUCCUUAAUGAAAAACCUCCAGUAAAAAUACCACUUGCUCCUAAUCAUUUCUUCCAAUUUAAUACUAUAGGUCUAGAUGGCAUAUCUAAAGAAGAACGAGAUACAUAUUUUAUACUAAAUACAGAAGCAGAAUGUACAUUACUUUAUUCAAGACUUUUAGGACAGAUAGUUUACCCUCCCUCAUUUGGAAAAACUGAAGACUCAUAUCAUGGUUUAUGGGAUAGUAUUAUUAAGAAUACAUUAGAGAUAUUUGGAAUGCAUAACACUAGUUUACCAGCAUUGGAAUUUGAUCGUAAUACAAGCAAACGAACCUCAACAGGCUGCAAUCACCCAGACAUGGUUGUAUUAGUGAAAAAUAUUUGUCCUUUUCGAGGUGAAGAAAAGUCCCGGGAAGAAGCAGGAGAUCCUUCAAAUGAAUUAGUUGAUAAAAUCAAAGAUUGGACCUAUGGAGAUACACCAUACAUUUUUGCAUACUAUGCUAUUGGUACUCUAGUCACAUUUGUUACUUUGUAUAAACCUGAAAAUAAAAAGAGAAAACUGGAGAUUUGUUCUGAACGGAUUGCAGAGUUUGAUUUAGGGCGUUUGUCAGAUAGAAUUCACACUAUGAAUUUCCUUCGAAAUAUUUGUGAGUGCUUUUUGAGCUUUAAAUUAUUAUCACAAAAUACUAAUUUAUUAUGUGGUUAUUUAGGUCGUAUAUUACCUUUUAUAGUAAAUUUAUGCCCUCCAAGGGAUUCACCAGAAUUUCAAACAAUUAUUCGACCAAAUGGAACUACUAUUGAACUUGGGUAUGCAAUUAAGAAAAAAUUUGUAUAUGAAGAACAAGUUACACAUUUAAAAGGAAUUUAUGGAAUGUUACAUGCAAAUAAUAUUAGAUUUUCUGACAGAUUAGAACAUUCAUCUACACAUUCUGGUAUGCAUGAAAUUAAGCCCAAACCAAUAAUGCACAGGGAUAUUCGAUGGCCAAACAUUAUUCACCAUUAUAACAGAUAUCAAUAUUUCAUUUUAAUUGACUUUGACUAUGCUAACUUUUCUCCUGCUGAUGAGCCUUUAAAAGGAUUGUCUGAAAGUGACCAUGCUCCUGAAAUGCUAAUUGAAAAGCAUAAUUUUAAGGUUGAUAUAUGGGGUGUUGGUAAUUUGGUUGGUUCAUGUAAUGUCACAGGCAUUCCUCAAGAACUUUUAAGCUUCAACACAGAUUUAUGUAAAAGUGAUCCAGAUAGUCGACCAACUGCUUCAGUUGCUCUUGAUCAGGCAAAAGAUAUGUUUAGAAAG
Messenger RNA from Entrophospora candida, 1359 nucleotides. NCBI's taxonomy places the organism in Eukaryota, Fungi, Glomeromycota, Glomeromycetes, Entrophosporales, Entrophosporaceae. The record is from the annotation of a GenBank genome assembly.